Molecule: messenger RNA, 2476 nt
Organism: Ruditapes philippinarum (Manila clam)
Lineage: Eukaryota; Metazoa; Mollusca; Bivalvia; Venerida; Veneridae
Product: E3 ubiquitin-protein ligase rnf213-alpha-like
Exons: 15
Molecular function (GO): ATP hydrolysis activity; ubiquitin-protein transferase activity
Source: RefSeq, a predicted model, not a curated record
UGUGGUCGAGCAAUUGAAAAAGCUCUUUGUAGAGAGUGUGGUGCUGAAAUUGGCGGUCAAAGACAUCAUAUCCUAGCGGGAAACACUAAGGAUAUGGGAACUGACAGAACAGAAACAGGUCAUAUACUUGGUCAGGCUGCUACAAUAGGUCGCGAUCCUAAACCGGAAAGGCUCAUGACCCCAACUAGUUGUGCAAUUGUGAGAUGUUUACUACACAUUGCUAUGUACUUGGGAACUAAGGAAAAUUCACAGGGGGUGCAAAAUCUAAUAAAACCAGAUAUAGAAGAAGAUGAAGUUGAACAUUAUUUGUGGCGACAUAUAAAAAUUGAUAUUGAUACGCUUUGCAAGGCUCUGAAUCGAAGUACUGAUGAUGUUCUACUGUUUAUACAUCUUGUUAUUGAUAACAUUUUCAAUGCACACCAGGAAGACGAUGAAGUAACAUAUGAAGUUUUGCAGUUAUUAACAAAAGAAGGACGUUUAAAAUGGGAAAAACUAUUCUGUUCCAGAUUACUUCAAGGUGUACUGAAGGUUCUUGAUGAAGCAUUGAAAUCAAAUAGUCAGUUGAUAGCAAAAGACAAAAGAUUAGGAGCUGACCCUCUUCUAUGUUUGUUGUACGAAACGGACACCCAAACAGAGAACGAACAUACAGCAGAAUUACAUAACAUGCCUCGUGUCUGGAGAUACAGAACUACAAUUUCACUUCAACAAUUAAGACAGGAAGUAGAUGCCAGCUGUCCCAAUAAACAUAAAGUUCUGAAAUUGUUUCUGGAGGAGGAGCACCGUCUGAGGGCUAUAAGAUAUAUACCAAGUAUCCUUCAUCUCCAUCGUAUGUUAUUGAGCAAAUACUAUAAAAAGAUUGACAAGACUGAGGCUUCGAAUAUCACAUUUAGGAUGCUUGCUCAAGAACAAGUUGCAGGAAUAGAAACAGAAGCACUGCUUCAAGACUUUAAACAUGCUUGGGAUUUGGUCAGAAACAGUCUUCAGAUGUAUUUGUGCCCAACUGAACUUGGAGGCAUGAGGGUGCCAAAAGAAUUUUGCAAUAUGCGGAUUAGUGAAAAAACUCCUUUAUCUAUGUUGCUACCUACAGAGAAAGAAAUGGGACUUUGUUCUUAUGCAUUGUUGGAUUUUCUGUUGAGAAGUCAAAAUGCUUUCCUUGACAAGUACAUAAAACAAGCAAACAGAAAUUCAUCAUUGAUAUCUAAAGUUUUACCUAAAGAUGUGACAUCGGCCCAUCUGAUAUGUUUUGAUCCACAACGUGAUUUGCUACCACUACUUUUGGCUAAUUGUCAUUACUCAUUUGAGCUUGGAAAAGGAACAAAAAUUGAGUAUAAUUUGACUGGCCUUGAAAGGCAACUGAUGGACAGAUUCCUUUUCUCAAAGUCCAUUAUAGAUGUGGGACGCUAUUUGAUGAUUGACACUAUGGUAUACAGAACAGAGAUAACCGAUGCUGUAGUCUUUAAAAGGCUGGAAGACAAAAUUCCUCAGGUGACGUUAGAUUCUACGGUAAGGACACAAAUAUGUAAUGAUAUAAGACAUUUACCGGAGUUAUGGCAAUCCCUAACAAACAUUGACAUUGCCAUUAGCUUUCUCAAAACAACAGGCGGACACCCAGAGCAAAAUUUACAUGCUUAUAUGACAGAAACGCUUCAGAUGGAGUCUUCUAUUCCAAGUCGUAAAGCACAACAGAUAUGUGAGUUCCAGCACAUAAAAUCCCUAUGGUUAUUGUUGUCUCUACAAAAAGCAAAGAAAAUGUCAGACUCUGACAAGGGUAGCAUGUCUAUAUUUGAGAGUGUCCCACCAGAAUUUCAUGAAGAUAUUUCUGAAGAAUUGCUCACACCCUUCACCAACUACACACAGUCGCUUUCUAUAGAAAGGCUUACAGAACUUGUAGAAGCUCUUCACGAGUUUAUUCUGCUAGUGGUAGCUGUGAAACAGAAUAUGGACGAUAGUGAGUCCAUGUAUACAACUGAAAACAAGAUAAGUGAAUGGUUGUUUGGAUAUAUGGACAGUCUGGAUAAUCCAUGCAUUGAUUUAGAAGUACUUGGAGGUUUUCCGGGUGAAUUGUUGUUCAAACACAGCGUCAAGUUAUGGAUGGUUACUUACAGUCAGUUAAAGAUAAAGGUGACACGGAGUGCUGAACGGUUUUAAGAAGUAGAACAGUCAUUUCAAUAAGGAAAGAAUUUAUUAUGAAACUGAUGUAUUUUUAGGUGAACAGUGUUAUGGGAGUGACUGUUUUAAACAUAGUGUAAAUGAAGUUGCCAUGAUGAUAGAACUUAUUCAUAAAAACUUGUUAAAGCAUUUGUUUGGCGUUUAUCUCACAAAAAUUGUGUGUUAAAGCUAUUAACCUUUGUUUACUUAUAUCAUUAUAGUUGAAUGCCAUAUUCCAACUUUUUUCAUUUUGUGUGUUUUUUUGUUAGUAUCAUUAUUGUUUCGGCUACACUAAAAGUGUGUGAUGUUGUUGUAUUUAAAGUGUACU